Ostreococcus tauri is the source of this 411-nucleotide messenger RNA. RefSeq names its product Ribosomal protein S20. The record is from RefSeq and is a predicted model, not a curated record. The transcript is spliced from 2 exons. The coding region runs from base 1 to 411 and encodes 136 amino acids. Gene Ontology annotation, molecular function: small ribosomal subunit rRNA binding; structural constituent of ribosome. Gene Ontology annotation, cellular component: small ribosomal subunit; ribosome. Gene Ontology annotation, biological process: translation. Lineage: Eukaryota; Viridiplantae; Chlorophyta; Mamiellophyceae; Mamiellales; Bathycoccaceae.
AUGCACGCCGCGCUCACGUUCUCCAACGCCGUCGCGUCCACCGCGUUCACCGCUCGAGCGAGCGCGUCCAAGCCGGUCGCCCGUGGAUCGCUGGUGAUCCGUUCGGCGCAGAACAAGGAGGCUCGAGUGCGUUUGUCCCGCAAGGAGCGAUUGUACAACAAGUCUCGAAAGUCUGAGAUCACGACGCGCAUGAAGAAGGUUUUCGUGGAGGCGACGCGCCUGAACGCGAGCUCGGCGGUGAGCGACGCGGACAUCGGUGGGCUGGAGAAGUUGAUCUCGGAAGCGACGAAGGCUGUGGAUAAGGCGGUCCAAAAGGGGGUCUUGCACAAGAACACCGGUGCUCGACGCAAGGCGCGCAUGAGCAAGUACAAGCACGAGCUUCGCCAAGCCAAGGGCCUCAUGACGGCGUAG